CGGAAACAGCAGGGAGCCGCGCGUUUGAGAAUUGCAAGACUCGCUCCGGGCACCAGGCGGCGCAGCAGGGCGGUGGGAGGCUGCGCGUGCGCGGUAGAGGGGAGGAGCCGGACGGAGUGGCGGCCGCCUUCCAUCUCCCAGGGCCGCAUGAAGACCAGCGAGCACGUCAGAGGAGCGCGCAGCGAGGGGCCGCGGAAGCUGGGACUCUGCGUUCUCUGCGGCUUACCCGCAGCAGGAAAGUCGACCUUCGCACGGGUUCUCAGCCACCGGCUGCGGCAGGAGGGCCGCUGGGCCGUCGGCGUGGUAGCCUACGAUGACGUCAUGCCUGACGCAUUCAUCAAGGAGGCGAGCGCACCGCCAUUGCCAUCCCAAUGGAAAUUGCUUCGACAGGAACUGCUGAAGUACCUAGAAGGCUUCUUGACGGCUGUCAUCAACGGGUGUCAGAUGUCUGCCCCACCCAACAGGACUGAAGCCAUGUGGGAAGAUUUUAUAACCUGCUUAAAGGAUCAAGAUCUGGUUUCUUCUGCAGCUCAUGAGGCUCAGUCUUGCUACUUCCUGACGAAGACUGCUGUUUCUAGACCUUUGCUUUUGGUUUUAGAUGACAAUUUUUAUUAUCAAAGUAUGAGAUACGAAGUUUACCAACUGGCUCGGAAAUAUUCAUUAGGCUUUUGCCAGCUCUUUUUAGACUGUCCUCUCGAGACCUGUUUACAGAGGAAUAGCCGGAGACCACGGGCACUGCCUACCCAGACCAUCCACCUGAUGGGAAGCAAGAUAGAAAAGCCUAACCCUGAAAAAAACGCUUGGGAACACAACAGCCUCACAAUUCAGACUGCGAUGUGUUCUUCCGAGGCCAGGUAUCCUACUCAGAGCCAUCAGGCAAGCUUGAAGUUGACUGAUUUAUUGCUUACUGCCUUGGAAAAUCCAGUAAAAUAUGUUGAGGACAACAUGGAACAAAAGGAAACAGACCGCAUUAUUUGUUCAGCUAGCAUUCUCCAUCAAGUUGAUCAGACCCUCCGAAGAAUUGUCUCUCAGACAAUGAAGGAAGCAAAAGACAACCAAGUUCUUCCUUACACCUUGAAGCUUCUAGCAGAAGAACUUAACAAGCUCAAAGCAGAGUUUUUGGCAGACCUAAGACAAGGAAACAAAAAAUACCUGUGCUGUCAACAAACCACUGACAUACCAGAUAUUAUUUCUUUUUUUCAUUAUGAGAAAGACAACGUUUUGAAGAAAUAUUUUCCAAAACAGCAUUAAAACUUUUGCAUCUCCAA
Molecule: messenger RNA, 1268 nt
Organism: Manis javanica (Malayan pangolin)
Lineage: Eukaryota; Metazoa; Chordata; Mammalia; Pholidota; Manidae
Gene: PSTK
Product: phosphoseryl-tRNA kinase
Molecular function (GO): tRNA binding; kinase activity
Source: RefSeq, a predicted model, not a curated record